This is a messenger RNA of Lathyrus sativus (Indian pea), 372 nucleotides long. The record is from the annotation of a GenBank genome assembly. Lineage: Eukaryota; Viridiplantae; Streptophyta; Magnoliopsida; Fabales; Fabaceae.
AUGGCAAAAGGUGGAAAAUUAUUGAAGCUAAAAUCAGCGCUCAAAAAAUGGAACUCGUUCGGAAACGGAAAACAGAGCCGCCACAGCAUCAGCGCCGUCGCCGAUGAAGAAUCCUCCUCCUCCUUCAGAUCCGACCUUCACAGCGUCUUCGUCGGCAAGUCCCGCCGUCUCUACCGUGUCACCUCUGACGUUGUCGACAACCCUGUCUUUCGCGAACUCAUUGAAAGGUCCCGUGAAACCGAACAAGAAAACGACAACGUUAAUGUCGUAGCAUGCGAGGUUGUUCUUUUCGAACAUUUACUAUGGAUGCUCGAAAAUGCUGAUCCUCAACCUGAGUCACUUGAUGAACUUGUCGAUUUCUACGCUUGUUAG